This is a messenger RNA of Patella vulgata (common limpet), 2679 nucleotides long. Its product is annotated as rho-associated protein kinase 1. NCBI's taxonomy places the organism in Eukaryota, Metazoa, Mollusca, Gastropoda, Patellidae. The record is from RefSeq and is a predicted model, not a curated record. The coding region runs from base 155 to 1255 and encodes 366 amino acids. The transcript has a single exon.
UCAAUGAUUUGAAGUAUGUAAUGCGAGAAAAAAUAUCACACGCUCAAAUGUUAAAAUCCCAAUUUCCGGUGAACUAAAAUCGGCACUUUCACGUUUUAAGAAUCUAGUUAGCCAAGCCAAUAAUUUAUCGUUGGAUUCUUGGUAACAGGAGAACAUGGAGAAGAACGAGAAAGAUUUCUCUUCGGGUUCUCACCCAAGAAAUACAGAUGACAUGGGUGAUAAUAUAUCGGAUUCAGUCCCAGGCAAAUGGAUAGCCGAUUUAUUUUCACCAACAUUUGACAUGGAAGUAGUUAUAAGAGCCGCAAAAGACGGUGGGGAAAUGGAUACCAAAAUAAAUAGAUGGAAUGCUUUAGAUGCAGAGAACAUUCAACAAAUUUAUCAAAAAGUUCGAUUGAUGAAACUCCUAGAUGAAGAAAUACAGAAACAAAAUUGUGAACGACAAGGACUAACAAGAAAAACAACAGAAUCUGAUGUUAAACUAGAUUUGCAACAAGGUCAAGAAAUGGAUUUAUUGAAUGACCCUUCUACUACUAGUUCUACUCCUACUAUGUCUCGACAUGUAAGACGAAACCUUGAAAAGCAUGAUGGAAAUGACGAACUCCAGAAUUCGGUCAUCUGGGAUUCUGAGGAACUGGGAGUUUUGCGUAAAGUUUUCAGAUCUGCUAAAGAUGAAAUUUCUGAUUUGAAAGUAAAAUUAAGGGAAACGGAAGAACGGAACAAAUAUUUAGAAAACACAGUUAAAAAGCUUGAAUACGCCCUUGAAAAAAAUACUGUCCAAUUAACCGAAGCUAAUAAGGCAAAUGGUAGACUAAAAAUUCAUUGUGAUAAUUUACAACAUCAGUUAGAUCAUAGUUCUGCUAAAUUAGACACAGUUACGGAUAUGUGGAAAGAAAUUGACAUGGAAAAAAAUAAAAUGAUGAAAGACAUGCAUGAAAUGAGAGUUACCUAUGAUAAAGACCAGUUGUUACUGAAAAAUACAAAUUUAAAAUUAGAAAGUGAGAUUCGUGAAAAGGAAAGAGCAGUUGACAUGGCUGUUCAAAAUACUAAAAUUAAAUAUGAAAAACAAUUAAUGAAUCUACAUGAACAAUUAGAGAAACAAACUGAUGAUUUCCAUAAAGCUGAACAGACUUAUAGUGUUACCAGCAAAUCAUUAAAACAAUUAAGACAUCAUUUUUCAAGUUUACCUCUCAAUAACAUUAUUCCUCCUAAUUCUGUGAUUGAAGAUGAAGUGCCUCAUGUGGACCAUAUAUCAUAAACCUCGCAGGUGCUUUUGAGAAGUGAAAAAUGUCUUUAAAAAAUAACAUUUUGUUCAUAAUCACAAUGACAUACAUACAUGUUACUAGGUUAGCAAGAUGAUCAAAUUCAAGGGCAAAUAUUGAGAAGUUAGCUUAUAAAUAGUAAUUUAUACUUAUUGAGAAGUGGUUUCCGACAAGUUAUUUGUCCCUGACUUUGAUUCUCUCACAAGAAUCUGAGCUUAAUAAUAGACUUUAGACAAUAAACUUACUGAACUUAGCCUCAGCUUAAUGUUUUUGAAAAGUUUUCCAUGUUACAUGUACAAGCGUCUCUGUCAGAAACGUGUGUCAAACCAUGUUUUAGAAGUUAGGAACUUCCAGAUACACCAUAAAAUCUUAUGUACUUUCUGCUGUGGUCCCAAAGUCUAAACCUGCCUUGGUGAAGAGAACGAAAGUGUUUACUUUCGUGAAUUGAACAGAGAUGUCAGAUGUGGUGUACAGACCUAAAAAUGUAGAAUUCAGAUAUUAAAUAGACAUCUUUUCUUAGCUAUAUUAGAUUUAAAGAUGCAUUAUUUAAGAUUUAAUAAAUAAGGAACUGGGCACUAUUGCUGUAAUAGUUCCAAAAUAGAUAAUUGAAAAUUUAAUUCAAAUUACUUUGUUCGGAGCAAAGUUAUCAUUAUUUGAAGUUUUGACAAAAUGUGGUAUAGAUUCUUUAUUAUCAUACUCAUAGCAACGUUACUUGUUAAUCGCAACUCAGCCUCGCUUCUCCAUUUUUAAAUUAUAUUAUUAAAUGGCAAUCGUAUUUCAAUCGGUUUACAUCUCCGCCAGGGGGGUUGGAUGGCUGAAUGGUUAGCGUGCGCGCGCUGUAUCAUGAAGUCUGUCAUUGAGUCGACUGGCGUGGUUUCGAAUCCCCGGUUGUACGUGACAAGGAGUAGGGUCGCCUGUCCAACCUCGUGGGUUUUCUCCGGGUCCUCCGGUUUCCUCCCAUUGCUAAAGGCCCUAUGCGCAAGCGAAUUAUUGAAAUAAAAUUAAACCAUAUGUUAGUCCCGAAAUGACCUAGUUUGUGUCAAGUGGACGUUAAACCCCAUUUCUUUCUCUCUCUCACAUCUCCGCCAUCCGAUGAUCUAGAGAGUUGUAAAUAAAUGUCAAAAUAAUAAUUUAUAUAACAUUUGAAGCCAAAAUAAAAACCUGCUCUACUCAAAUUUAGCUCUUUCAUAGUUCAUCUUUAAUAAUUACAAGUACAAAUGUAUUAUUCAAAUCAAUUAUUGGUAGAGGCCAAUGUUAAUAUAAAUAUAAAGAUUAGAUUUGUGUGUAACUACAUGUAACCAAGUAGAUAGGGCCUAAUUGUAAAAUUAAUGAGGUGUCUGAAUAGUUAUUUGCGAUUUUUUUUUAGGACUGGACAUUUAUAAUGUAUUUCAAUAUAUUAUUAAAGAAUAAAUUUAUAGAC